Messenger RNA from Fusarium proliferatum ET1, 654 nucleotides. RefSeq lists its product as uncharacterized. The coding region runs from base 1 to 654 and encodes 217 amino acids. Gene Ontology annotation, molecular function: phosphatase activity. Gene Ontology annotation, cellular component: cytoplasm. The transcript has 3 exons. The record is from RefSeq and is a predicted model, not a curated record. NCBI's taxonomy places the organism in Eukaryota, Fungi, Ascomycota, Sordariomycetes, Hypocreales, Nectriaceae.
AUGGCUCCUACUAUUGUGCUCAUCCGCCACGCUCAGGCUCUUCACAAUGGCGAAGAGCAAUGCGCUCUCCUAAGAGAGAACCUCAUCUCUACAUUCUCGGAUAAGAUUGAUAAUGUAGACGAUGUAGCUAUCGUUGUCAGCCCCAUGCGGCGUACGAUGCAGACUGCUACGCUUGCGUUGGGCUGGCUUGUUGAGCGGGGUGUUAAGAUUGAGGGCAACGCAGACUGGCAGGAAAACUCUUCAAAGCCUUGUGACACAGGAAGUCCCCUCUCCUCCGUCUCUCCAUCCUUCCCAAAGGUAAACCUCUCCUCCGUCGAUCCCCUCUGGCCAGACAAGACAUCCCCAUCCGCAGAGCGAUACUGGUACACCAAGAAAUCCAUCCUCGCUCGCGGUCAGCGCGCACUAGAGGAUCUGAAGAAAAGACCUGAGAAGCUCAUCUUUGUGGUAUCGCACGCUGGGUUCCUGAGAUUGGGCGUUGCGGGAUAUUGGUUCUUUAAUAGUGAUUAUCGUGUCUUUGACUUUGAGGACGAGGGGAUUAAACAACGGGAGGCGACGGCCGCGGGAGGUAUGGGCUUGUCGUUUACGGAGCCGGUUGAGCUGGGGCUUGAUUUGCCGGAGGAGGAUCCGGGGUAUGAUGCUGAGGUCAAGGUGUAG